AUGCCACUGCAGAUCCUCACAGACGUGCCCCCGUUGCCUGCCAACUAUGCCCGCCGUGCUGGACUUUCCGAUUCUGUGAUCAAAUCCCUGCAGAAAUGCCUGAAAGCAUCAGGGCUGUGUCUUGUACAUGGUGCUGGAGGCAUGGGCAAAACAGUCGCCACGUGUGCGACGCUGCUUGAUGAGACCACCUUGUCUGAGACCUUCCCUCAGGGCGCUGCAUAUGUCACUGUUGGUCAGAGCCCAGAUGUGCUGAGCUUGCAAUCGACUCUCCUGCGUGCUUUCGGGGUGCAUGAUCCACCGGCCGAUGUUUCGGAUGGCUACGCCCGUCUUUACAAUGCGUUGUCAGGGUGCAAAGUUUUAGUCGUGCUGGACGAUGUGUGGAAUGCAUCGCACCUGGAGUGCUUCGUCCCAAUGCGAGGGCGCCCAAAGACCUGGAGCAACGUGGCAGUUCUUGUCACCACUCGGUUCGCAGAUCUGGUGCAGAAGGCGGAGUUGCUGCGCUUGGGUGACCUGACGGACGCGGAGUCGCGGGAGCUCCUCCACUUGAAAGGAGGAGACGGUGCCCUUCUGGCACGCCUUGCAAAGCUCUGCUCACGCUCCCCUUUGGCUUUGUCCAUCCUCGGUGCCACAGGCCAGCUGGAAGCAGACCGCGAUGCCAGCCAGAAGCCUGUGACCGUUCUCACUGCAUUCUGUGACGAGCUUGCGGCACAGGAGAAGGCAGAGCCCAAUGCCAUCAAGCGCUGCAUUGGGCUGGCACAUAAACGGCUGGACCAGCAGGACAAGGACCUCUACUUGGGCAUGGCUGUAUUCCCUGAUGAUGUGCUGUUGCCGGUUGCAGCUUUGCGUACAAUCUUCCGCGACAAGGAUCUGGACACUCAGCUGCCCCGACUGGAGCGACUUCACCUCAUUCGCAGGGAAGAGGGCGCUGCAGAUGGUCCCCGAAUCCGCCUCCACGAUCUUUCCUUGGAGUUCGUCAAAGAGCAAGCUGCGCGAUGCGGUGGUGAGACGGCUCUCCAUCAGGAGCUCUUGACGAGUUACAGCUCUUGCCUGGAAGCUCCUCAGAGAUGGUGGACCGGGCCCGACGACGGGUACUAUUAUCAAAGGCUCUUGCAUCAUCUGGCUGCGAGUGGCCGGAUGGACGAAGCGAGAGAACUUCUGCUGAGGUGGGAGUGGCUGGCUGCUCGACUUCGGCGUCCCGGCGAUGCUGUGAGUUUAGUCGCAGACGUCCGAGCAUUUGCCCCGCAUGGUUCCCUUCCACAACAAACGACGAGUGGCAAAGGUCCCGUGGGCUCAGCCGCCAGCGCCGCAACGGUUAUGGGCUCGUCGCAGCAGGCGAAGGCCAGAGCGUCGGCUACUCGCAAGGCUGCGGCCAGCCCGGCAACUGCAAAGGCCAAAGCUCGGCCUAUGCAGAAGGAUGGCGCCGCCACAGAGGAGGCAGUGCAGGCAUUGAGCGUCUGGGAAGCAUUGCUCGAGGUCUUGACUCUUUCUGCACACAUCCUGACGGAGGAUGCAUCCCAGCUCGCCUUUCAAGUGCUGGGGCGACUCUUGGAAUCGGAGGUGCCCGAAGGACCUCUCGCAGCUCUUCGCUCGGGAGCGCAGAUGGCGCUGAAGGAGGGCGUCUACGGGCUGCCUGCCGGCGCCAUCCCGACCUGGCGCUGCAGCGCUUGCCCGGUCUCCAAGAAGAGCCUGCAAGGAGUUGGUGGGCCACUGGAGAGGACCUUACAACUGCACAAAGACUGGGUGCGCUGCGUGGCAGUGAAUGAAGCUGGUACGUUGCUGGCAAGCGCAUCGAACGACCUCUCAGUCAAAGUCUGGGACCUGACCCAGGAUUGCCGGAUGCUACUGGAGCUACUGGGACAUGAGACUGCAGUUCUCACUGUGGACCUUAAAGGUGACCUCGCAGUCUCCGGAGACAAGGACGAAGUGAUUCUCUGGAGCUUGGCAGAUGGCAGCAUUCUCAAACGCCGGCCUGGGUUCGCAGGGAACUUGAGCGUCGUUCAGUUUUUGAGCGAGGGGCACGUGGCAGUGGCAACCGGGACCGAUGUUGAGGUAGUGGGAGCCAGUACGCUGCAGGGCAAGCCGACCUGCAACCAUGAGGCCAGGGUGGCGGCUAUCCACUCCAGCGCAGUCCCAGGCGGUUCAGCCACAGAGCUGCUCCUCGCCUGUGGCUGCGAUGACAAGCAUGCAGCACUGUGGAAGCUGAGCAUGCAAGAUGCCAAGCGCAAGAAACCUACAGCCCCAGAUUUCACGGCACAGCAGAUCACCAGGUUUUUGGUGGGAGAUCAGGACGUCCGGGCUGUGAGUUUGAGCAGUGCGGGGAAUCUCCUGGCCUGUGGGAAUGAUGACGGGGUCUUGCGAAUUUGGAGCAUCAGCGCAGGGAAGGCCGGUCUUUCCUGCAGCAUGCUGUGUUCUGCACCAGACAUGCACACUGACUGGAUACAUUCUGUGAGCAUGGCUCAUGACGGCUCCUGUGUGGCAUGUGGUUCCGACGACAACUCCAUUUCCCUCUUCGACGUGUCAAAGCAGCGCAUGGCCGGACAAGUCAGGAUCUUUUCUGGUGCAUUUUCUGUGGUACUGUCGCCGGACAUGAAGUCACUGUACUCUGCAAGUGGUGACAUCCGUUUAUGGAGCGUUCCCAAAAUCAGGCAAACUCACCAAUUGAAUGCUGCAGGUACUGGCAAGCAUUCCUAUGCUGUCACCGGCAUUGCGGUGUCUCUUGAUGGAUGCCAAGCCGUUUCUGUGUCUUCAGACUUGACAGAUGGCAAGACAAACGGCGGCCUUCAGAUUGCUCUUUGGGAUUGUCCAACAUGCUCCCAGACCGGAUUCUUCAAAGUGACCGGUUCCAUGGAUGACGAUGACAGGCCCCUGUGCGCAUCCAUGAGCCCGGAUGCUACAAUGGCUGCCAUCGGAUGUGACACGGGCAAGCUUUGGGUCGUGAACUUGACGGAGCCCUUCGCGGCCGUUUGGGUGCAGCCGGAGGCCCAUACUGAGCGCAUCUACUGCUGCGAAUGGCUGGAGCUGGAUUGUUUGGCAACUGGCAGUGAAGAUGGGAGCGUUGCUUGCUGGUCAGUUAAGGACAAGGUCUGCACUGCGACUGCUAGGCCCUAUGAUGCGGGCAUCCGUUGUUUUGCGUGGACCCAAGAUCGGCAAAGGGUCAUGUGUGGCUGCGACUACCAGGCACCGCGACUGGUGUCGGUUGGAGAGAAAGGAUCAGAUGGCCACAUUCUAGCAGAAUUCAAAGACGUCGUCCGACAGGAGCUGACUGUCAUAACCCCUUGUAGCAUCUCGCUUAGCUCGGACGACCGGCGUGCGGUGACCACGAGUUGGGACAAGGCGCUGCGUGUGUGGGAGCUGGACUCUGGGCAGCUCCUGCUGGCCGUGACACAGGUUUCCGACUGGGUGGUGAAGGGUUUCGGAGCCACGCUGGCAGGUGACAUUGCCGGCCUCUGUGUUUCCUAUUCCUGGGACCGGCAGCUGCAGCUCUGGGAUUUCACGCAUGUGCUCGGCAAGGCGAAAGAGCAAAGGGAGCCAGCGGUCGUGUCGUCGCAGGAGUCCUUCGAGAGGCUUUGCACUUGUCAGUGCGAUGCCUCCCUGGUCCACAUGGCUUGUGCGCCGCGCUGGCGAGAGGGUGUCAGGCGGAGCCUGGUGUUUGCAGACGAGGACGGCGGAGUCCACUUCUUUGAGGUUCCAGACUCGCUCCAGGUGCUGUCUCCGGUUCGACAGUGGCCAGGCUGCCUACGAACCAGGCCAGAGGGCUUAGCUGGAGGCGAGCAGAGGGCAAAGGCAUCCGUCGCGGAGAGGCCGCAUGGAAGUCCUUUGCAGCAGGAGACAUCCCUUACCAAGAUGACAACAUCAAGAGAAAACUCGUGGACAGUGAUGCUGGAUCUCGUCGAGGCCCAGAAGUGCUCCUCGUAUUCCGGGGAACAGGACAAGAAACCCUACGGCAUGGCCAUGACCGCAUGUGCUCGGCACGCACUCUGGCCUUUGGCUGCAAAUGUCCUGGCAGAAGUACAGGUUGCUUCCAUGCGGCUGGACGUGGUGCUGUUCGGCGCAUCAGUGGACGCUUACAAACAGGCCAGUAUGUGGUGCUCCGCCGUGCAGGUGCUGCAAAGUUCGUCCGCACAAGGGCUUCGGCAUAGCAUCAUCUCCCACAACGCCUUGCUCAGUUCGCUUGGACGCUCUGCUCUGUGGCAGUCAGGCAUGGCGCUGCAGGCCAGCAUGGCCUGCUCGAGAUGCCCGACCUGCGAUGUCGUGACGUUCAACACGUUGAUCACCUCCUACCUGAACGGCAUGCAAGGUCACCGUGCGCUCGGUGUCCUGCCGUUGAUGAAGGAGCAGCUGGUUCAGCCCGACCAGGUGACGUUCUCCAGCACAAUCCUGGCGUGCAAGAUGGUUUCGGCUUGGCAGCUGGCGCUGGCCUGCGUGCAGGAACUGGGCCCCGGAACGGGAGAUGAAUGCCAGCGCAUGGACUCCAGGGUUCUCGGUGCAGCCAUGGCUGCUUGCGCCAAGGCCAUGCAGUGGGAACGGGCCUUGGAGCUGCUCAAUGCGGUGGAUGCUAAGAGCGGAGCUCUGGACCUGGUUCUCUGCAACACGGGGAUGGCGGCAUGCGCAUCGGGGAGGUCGUGGAAAAGAGCACUUGACCUGCUUCAGAGGCUGGCAGGAGGCGGCUUUCGAUCGGAUGUUGUCUCGCUCAACACGUGCAUGACCGCCUGUGAGAGAGCGGACCACUGGCAGGGUGCCUGCGAACUCCUAUCCGCAGCUCGUCGCCAUGCACAGCGCCUCGAUUCCAUCACCUUUGCAGCUGGCACCGCUGCUUGUGGUGCCGGCGCAGGAUCCGCGCGUUGGGCGUUGGCAAUCAGCAUGAUGGCAAGUUGCCAAGAGCAAGGCGUGCAAGUGACCGCGGAGACCUUUGGGACAGUCUUGGCUGCGCUCUCCGGCCUCAGCAUCGUUGGGGCAAGAGAGGACCACAAUCGCUGGGUCCGGGCACUGAAGCUGCAAUUUGAGGCUGCGUGCGGCAAGCAGGACGACGCAACGACCUGGAAGAUAUCGCUGCAACUAUGCCGAGAUGCUGCUCUUGCUGGUGCUGUCGGCAUGCAUUGCCAGGCACUGGAUUUACUGACAAUGCUGGGAGAGGAUGCCGAUGCGGCCGCAUUUUGCACAGUCCUCGACACCCUGGAGCUGGCUGAAGACUUUCACGGUACCGCUGUGCUGUUGACCCGAUCCUGCUGUCAUGGUGUUCAACUUCUUCGGCGAAUGUUACACUCGCAGGUUUCUUCAAACACCCAAUGCGCUCAAGCAGUCAUCACGAUGGACUCCCUCAUGUUUCAGCAUAGACUGCCUUCUGCGAUGAAGGCUGCCUUUCAAAAGGCCGUCGCCGCUCCGGCUUUGGCGAGGCUGAUUCGACUGCUUCACACUCCUUUGGUGUCUCGAAACGAGCAGCUGGAGGCGCUGCCUAUGUUGGGGCACGCUGCAACGAUGCAGGCCUUGAGCCAAAGUUGCCUUGGCUUGCAGGCCGGAGCAAUGUCAAGCUGGAGGCUCUUGGGUAGGCGAUGUCUGUGUGGCUGGAGACUCCAGCUGCCCUCGUACGAGGCGGUGGCGACGGCCCUGGCCCCAUGUCUUGCCUACAGCAUUCGUCCCGCAAAGCACGCAUGCUCUGCCGGACGCGUGGUUGGCUACAGAGCAGAGGAAAAUGCAGGAUCUGAUGGGCCUCUAGCAGCUGUCUGGGUGCAGCACGACCGUUCUCAGCACGGAGAGCGCCAGGCCCUUCUGAUGGUCGUCGCAGCGACUGCCGGUAGCAGUCAGUCCUGA
Symbiodinium sp. CCMP2592 is the source of this 5808-nucleotide messenger RNA. The record is from the annotation of a GenBank genome assembly. NCBI's taxonomy places the organism in Eukaryota, Dinophyceae, Suessiales, Symbiodiniaceae.